Messenger RNA from Aspergillus heteromorphus CBS 117.55, 2648 nucleotides. RefSeq names its product putative JmjC domain protein. Bases 197 to 2461 code for a protein of 754 amino acids. The transcript has 2 exons. The record is from RefSeq and is a predicted model, not a curated record. Lineage: Eukaryota; Fungi; Ascomycota; Eurotiomycetes; Eurotiales; Aspergillaceae.
CUCUAGGAAUACAAUAUUUGCGCUUUUCUUUUUUCUUUUUUGCUAAAGAACCCUAUCCAUUACCAGAAUUGUGUUAUUAUCUACAGUGGACAACAUCUCAUUUUUCAUGUUUAAUGCCGUCUGAGUUCCUCACACAGAUCUAAAGCCCUUGGGUCACAAGAUAAUUUGUACCGAGCUUGAUAAUACAACCGUUGCAAUGCCUGCCCAACGACCCCGUGCGGCCUUUGAGCCUCUUUCUCCAGACUUGGAUAUUGCAUCACUUGUGGGGUCGACCCCAAACUUUGAGUUUGUUGCCAGAAUCCACUGCGAUUCCAUCGAUGAAAAUGGGCUAGAUAUCUUCGAAAAGCUGGUGUUGCUCCAUGUGGUUCGUGGCGGAAAGCCAUUAGUUGUGGAAGGCUUUAACCACCGGCUGGACAAGUCCAUUUUCUCCGAGAAGUGGCUGAAAAACCACUACUCGACGAAGACCGAAAUUGCUCGAAACUUGACCACGAAGACGGACCUGCCCCUUACAAUUGGACACUAUCUGAAAAAUAUGCCGCUUCUUGCUAACCAGUGGAAUGAAUACAACUACAAGGAUACUGGCCGGCAGAGAAUUUAUUUAAAAGAUAUUGACUGCCCGCCCAAGUGGUAUGACCACUUGAAAAGGAUAAUUCCUCCAGGACUUUUUUACUUGAACAUAUCCGCGCAAGCCUUCGAAGGUCCAGGCUCAAAUACGACACCGGCUCCUGGUAGACAAAAUGACUCCUCCUGCCCAGUAGUCAGACCUGGCGAUCUCAUGGGCUGUCUCCCGGCCGAUAUGCGUGCGGAGAAUCUGAUGUGCUAUAUAGGUCAUGAAGGCACUUACACACCAGCCCAUCAAGAGAUGUGCGCUAGCCUGGGUCAGAAUAUGAUGGUAGAGGCGUCAGAUGGUUCCAUCGAGUAUGGCAAAGAAACAAAGCCGGGAUCCUCCAUCUGGUUCAUGACCGAAAGCAAAGACCGCAGAGUUGUAUCCGAGUAUUGGAUUUCAAUGCUAGGGCAUGACAUUGAUAUCGAGGAUCACUUUGCUCAGGUGAAUGCCUGGAAAGCGGCACCAUUCAAGACUUACGUUGUCGAACAAAAACCAGGCGACUUUAUUCUUGUACCCCCUUUGGCAGCACACCAGGUGUGGAACCGAGGGACCAGAACGGUAAAAGUGGCGUGGAACCGUACUACUCCGGAGACCUUAGAAAAGGCUCUAGGUGAAGCAUUGCCGCACGCUAGAAUGGUCUGUCGAGAUGAGCAAUAUAAGAACAAAGCCAUAGUCUUCUACUCGUUGGGGCACUAUUCGGCUCUCCUGGGCAAGCUCGAUGCAACUAACGUUGACCACAUGACAAUACAGCAGAUUCUGAAGGACUUUGAACAGCUUUUUGGCCUAUUUACUGAUAUUCUUCUCACUGAAUGUCUCUCGAACGAACUUCGUGAAGAGGAUGUUGAACACGUCCCUUUUGACAGUAAUAUCACAUGCUCAUACUGCCGGGGUAACAUCUUUAACAGAUUUUUAACCUGUCCAUCUUGCGUGGGUCCAUCAAUUUCAGACGAAGAAGACACAUAUGAUAUUUGCAUGGAGUGUUAUGCUAUGGGCAGGAGCUGCGCCUGCAUAUCAAAAUUAAAGUGGGUUGAGCAAUUCCAUUGGUGUGAACUGCAACAAAAAUACGAGACUUGGAGGCAGCAAUUACUCGAGUUCAGGCCCCACGUUAAAGACACCUAUCUGGACCUUCAAACGCAAAAAAGCCGGAUGGUGAAGAGGACACUGGCGGAGAUCUGCCAGUCAGAACUCCUGAGACGGCCCUGGGUCGAUAUCAGUAAGCCGAUCGUUCAGACCGAACGGUUUGAAGAAAAGGAAAGUGAUUCAGAGCGAAUCAGUCCCGCCCGAAAACGGAAAAAAAUUCGUCGGAGUGAUACAUUUGAUCAGACUGGGCGCUGUCAUAUCUGCAGGUAUCUGGAGCCAAAGUGGAAGCUCGCCUCUUGUUUCUGUUGCAAGUCAAACUACUGCUAUGGUAGCCUGUUCAGGGCUUUCAACAUAAUGCCGCAAGACACUAUGGAAAUGCGUGAGUGGCAAUGCCCCAAAUGCCAAAAGAUCUGCAGUUGUGCUGCCUGUCGCCGUGACCCCAAGAUGAAUCCAUUCGAGCCCACAUGCACGUUGCUUGGUCAUGAUACAAGGAAGAUCGCCGACCCUCGCAGUGUGGAGAGUUUGGUGGACUUCCGGCAGUCCAACCUCCGAUGGUUGAAGAAGGCUGGUGAUGAUGAGAUAGGUCGACUCAAGAAACACCAGAGGGAGGCUGAUGAGAAGCGUCACCAGUCAUUAAUCGAGCAUAGUAUCCGGUUAGAGCAUGUCCCUCCUGCAACGGGCUAUUCGGCUGAAUAUGGAGAUAUACCGGUUGAUCCGGCUUUGGAAGGGCCAGAUGGCUCCUCGUUCACCUUUCCCGACCCCGCUGGUCAGUGACGGCAGUGGGACCAUCCAAAUUGGUUAGGAUCAUCAAAAGUUCCGUGUUGGUUGUAGAUGUGGAAAUUGUCAGCUUCGGGCAAGCAGAUACUUCCAGGACUGACGAUGGGGAUCACGCAGCAGCAUCUCCAUUCUACUGGGUGAAGAGCACAAUGACACCGUACUACCAAUUCAAGAAUUAAAGGCC